This is a messenger RNA of Leptopilina boulardi, 1999 nucleotides long. It is a transcript of the gene CCT3, whose product is annotated as T-complex protein 1 subunit gamma. Gene Ontology annotation, molecular function: ATP-dependent protein folding chaperone; ATP hydrolysis activity; ATP binding. The coding region runs from base 155 to 1807 and encodes 550 amino acids. Lineage: Eukaryota; Metazoa; Arthropoda; Insecta; Hymenoptera; Figitidae. Gene Ontology annotation, cellular component: chaperonin-containing T-complex. Gene Ontology annotation, biological process: protein folding. The transcript is spliced from 4 exons. The record is from RefSeq and is a predicted model, not a curated record.
AUCCCAUGUUCUGCGCUAAGACUUUUUUUCUCCUCGUGGUUGACUGAAAAUUGUCAUUUCAUUUUUUAAUUAAAAUAAGUGUAAAUAAAUUUGUCAAUCAAUAAAUUAUUUUUCUUCAAGUUUUGGAAUUUUUUUUAAAAAACAAAACACAAACAUGUUUCCGGGCUCUGCCCCAAUCGUUGUUCUCAGUGAGAACACAAAAAGAGAUUCUGGAAAAAAAGUUCAGAAGGAAAAUAUACAAGCUGGAAAGGCUAUUGCCGACGUAAUAAGAACAUGUCUUGGCCCACAAGCAAUGUUAAAAAUGUUGAUGGACCCAAUGGGUGGAAUAGUAAUGACCAACGAUGGAAAUGCAAUUCUCCGUGAGAUCACUGUUCAACAUCCAGCGGCAAAAUCAAUGAUUGAAAUUGCCCGUACUCAAGAUGAAGAAGUUGGCGAUGGUACAACAUCGGUUAUUGUUCUCGCUGGUGAAAUUCUCGCCACUGCUGAACCAUUUCUCAGUCAAGGAAUGCAUCCAACAGUCAUUAUUCGUGCAUAUCGUCAAGCACUUGAGGACAUGGUGACUGUAUUAAAUGAUGAAUUAAGCCUUGAACUUGAUCGUGCCGAUAGAAAGAAACUUGCUGAAGUUGUAAAAUCAUGCGUUGGUACAAAAUUCAUUGGUAAAUGGUCUGAUCUUGCAUGUGAAAUUGCCCUUGACGCUGUACACACUGUUAUGUUGGAGGAGCAUGGACGUCGUGAAAUUGAUAUUAAACGUUAUGCAAAAGUAGAAAAAAUACCAGGUGGCAGUAUUGAGGAUAGUUCCGUAUUAAAAGGUGUAAUGGUCAAUAAAGAUGUGACACAUCCAAAAAUGCGUCGACUUAUUAAAAAUCCACGUAUUGUACUUAUUGAUUGUCCAUUGGAAUAUAAAAAAGGUGAAUCACAGACAAAUAUUGAAAUAAUGAAGGAGACGGAUUUUACAAAAAUUUUAGAAAUGGAAGAGGAGAAUGUGAGAAAAUUGUGUGAGGAUAUUAUUGCAUUAAAGCCAGAUGUUGUAUUUACGGAAAAGGGUGUUUCCGAUUUGGCGCAACAUUAUUUGGUGAAGGCAAAUAUAUCGGCUGUUCGUCGUUUAAGAAAAACUGAUAUCAAUAGAAUUGCACGCGCAUGUGGUGCAACUGUUGUUAAUCGUACCGAUGAAUUGAGAGAGGAGGAUGUUGGUACUGGUGCUGGAUUAUUUGAAAUUAAAAAACUUGGUGACGAAUAUUUUUGCUUUAUCACUGAAUGCAAAGAUCCAAAGGCAUGUACAAUUAUGUUGCGUGGCGCCAGUAAAGAUGUCCUAAAUGAAACUGAGAGAAAUCUUCAGGAUGCACUUCAUGUUGCAAAGAAUCUUUUAAUGGAACCUAAACUUGUGCCAGGUGGUGGUGCAGUGGAAAUGGCAGUAUCACGUCUUAUAACUGAAAAAGCGGCAGCACUCGCUGGAGUUGAACAAUGGCCUUAUAAAGCAGUUGCACAGGCACUUGAAAUAAUUCCAAGGACUUUGGCGCAAAAUUGUGGUGCAAACACAAUUCGUACAUUGACAGCGUUACGCGCUAAACAUGCAUCAGGUGGUACAUCAUGGGGUAUUGACGGUGAAACUGGUCAAUUGGUUGAUAUGAAAGAACGUGGAAUUUGGGAGCCACUUGCUGUUAAAUUGCAAACAUAUAAAACUGCAAUUGAAACGGCAAUUUUAUUAUUGAGAAUUGACGAUAUUGUUUCUGGUAGCAAAAAAAAGGGCUCUGAUAAUGCACCAGCUCAACAAAAUGCACAAGUGACAGAAGCGUCUAUGCAAGAAUAAUGAAUAAUAAUAAUAAUACACAUGCGAUAAUUACACGAAUUUAAAAAAUUUAUCGCUAUUAUAAAAUAAUUGAAUUUUUACACUCAUCACAUCCAUUAUUUGCUUAACUUAUAGUUUAUGUUAUAAAGAAUACACUGGCAUUUUCAAACAGCGGCAUUUUUACGAAAUUAAAAAUUUAUAAAAUAUUCAUAA